CGUGGUCGAAAAAUCUCCAAUAAAAAUGCCGAUCUUUCAUUUGUUGGGGUUUUCUUCAUGUUCAUCAUCCAUCUCUAUUUCUCCCUAAUUUUCUCUCUUAAAUAUCGGAUCUAAUUAAAAUCAGAGUUUCAUUUUUGAUAUAAUAAAUAAUUAUUGCUGUCAUUAUUCAUUUUGAUAAUGCCCGCGACGGAUUUUCAAGGAACUUUGACACCGUUGACGAAUUUAAGCCGUUCGUUACUGGAAUGGAAUCGUUGAACAAUGGAUCGGGUUCGAACGAGGUGGAGCUUGAAUCCUUUCAAAGGCAAAUAGCGGACCGGUUUCAUGAAUUAAGUUCGGUUUCUUCGGAUGAACUGCUUUCACUUCCUUGGCUUUGUAAAUUGCUCGAUGUGUUCCUUUCUUGCGAAGAGGAAUUCAGGGCUAUCCUCGUCAACAACAAAUCUCAGGCGGCGAAACCUCCUAUGGAUCGUUUGAUUUCCGAUUUCUAUGAGCGCAGUGUUAAGGCGCUCGAUGUUUGUAAUGCGAUUCGCGACGGGGUCGACCAGAUCGGGCAAUGGCAGAAGCUUAUAGAAAUCGUGAUUUGCGCUUUGGGUAAUAAGAGAAUCUUAGGAGAAGGCCAAUUUCGUCGGGCGAAAAAGGCUUUGGGAGAGUUAGCGAUUGCGAUGCUUGAAGAUAAAGAUUCCCCUCAAGCAUUGGCUGUCAGGAAUCGAUCCUUUGGAAGAAAUGCCAAGGAUCAAAAUCGUCCUCUGGGUCUUUUAAGUAGAUCAAUAUCUUGGAAUGUUUCGAGGACUUGGUCGGCAGCUAGGCAACUCCAAGCAAUCGGGAGCAACUUGGUAGCACCACGAGCGAACGAAAUCGUUGCCACCAAUGGACUCGCGAUGCUCACUUACACAAUGGGUAGCGUUUUGUUGUUUGCAAUGUGGGCAUUGGUGGCCGCGAUACCGUGCCAGGAACGGGGUUUGCAAGUUCAGUUUUAUCUUCCUAGGCAGUUCUCUUGGGCUGCCACCAUUCUCUCGUUGCACGAUAAGAUCAUGGAGGAGUCGAAGAAAAAAGACAGAAGGAACUCGUGUGGGUUGUUAAUGGAAAUCUAUCAAAUCGAGAAAUGUACUUGGCCGUUGAUCGAGCUGACCGCUACCGAGCAGUUUCCGAUCGGCGAUGACAAGGAAAAAGCGGUGAGGGAAAGAGUGGAGGAAUUGGGGCAAGCUUAUGAUGCAAUGAAGGCUGGUUUAGAACCAUUGGAGAAGAAGGUUAGGGAAGUGUUCCAUAGGAUUAUUUAUAGUCGAACGUAAGGGCUGGACUCUAUAGGAAGGGGACACAAUACUGAGUAAACAAGUUUAUGCUUGGCUUGCGAUUAGACCAGUCUCGGGCUCGAGUAUACGAUCAAAUUUGAAGUUGUCUGAUAUUUAAGAUGAUUUAAACAAAACUAUUAGGUUAAAAAUAGGUUUGAGAGAGAAAAAAACGUUUAAAAACAGAUUGAACUUGGGUUUUAACA
Molecule: messenger RNA, 1489 nt
Organism: Hibiscus syriacus
Lineage: Eukaryota; Viridiplantae; Streptophyta; Magnoliopsida; Malvales; Malvaceae
Exons: 2
Coding region: 243-1286 (347 amino acids)
Source: RefSeq, a predicted model, not a curated record